GUAAACGGAAUGAAAUAAAAGCGGCGAAAGACAAGAGAGAGAGAGAGAGAGAAAGAGAAUUCAAUUUCACAUCUUCUCACAAAAAGAAAAUUUCAAAAAUUUCUCCAGGUCAUGUAAUAAAUUCUGAUUCCCUCAUUAAUCACAAACCUCUUCUUCCCGUGCCCAGAACCUCAGUUUCAUCUUUGUCUCAAUCCAGAAAAAAGAGAGUCAAUUCGAAUUCUCAUCUUUCUUCUGUGUUUGAAUUUGAUUAACCCAUCAAUCAAAACAUCUUCUCUCCCGUUCCCAAGAGCUCAACAAAUCUCUCCGAAUUUGAUCUGAAUCAAGAAGUUUUAUUACUCUCUCUACAUGAUCUUUUCAUGUCUUCUUGUCUUCUUGUCUUCUCGUUAGCUAAUGAUUGAAGAUUUUACUUUCUCGGAAAAAACAAAAAACAAAAAGAAAAAAAGCUCUCUCACCUUUAAACUGUUUCAAAAUCUUGAAUUCAUCCUUCUCCCCCACUUAGAUCAUCCUUCUUCUUCCUCCUCCAUUGAUGGGUAACUCAAAAGACAGGAUCAAAUUCAACGUAGGCGGUCGAAUCUUCGAAACGACGUCAACAACCCUCGCAAACGCAGGCCGCGACUCCUUCUUCGGCGCCCUGUUCGACGACGACUGGAACCUCUCUCCACCACCCACCAAACAAGACCAUCUCUUCUUCAUCGACCGUAACCCAGACUGCUUCGCCGUCCUCCUCGACCUCCUCCGCACCGGAGACCUCAACCUCCCCGCCACCAUCCCGGAGCGUCUCCUCCACCGAGAAGCCUCCUUCUACGGCCUCCUCCGCCACGUCAGAACCGCCAGAUGGGGCCCCUUCGACGGCAACCGUCUCCGUCUCUCCGAUUCCGUCAAAGGAAUCGCCCCCGGAGACGGAACCGCCGUCAGGGCGGGCCCCGACGGCGGCUGCUGCGUCGCGCACGGGAGCGUCGUCCACGUGUUCGACUGGAUGCUCGAGGAGCACUGUCCGAUCAACCUCGAUUACCAGAGGGUCAACGAUGUUGGCUGGAUCGACUCGGACAACAUCGUCCUCUCUGCCUGCGAGAAGCUGGGCAGAGGGGACGGUGGGAUGGGUCUGUUCAGCUCGUCAACCGGCGAUCUCCGGUAUAAGUUUCAGGUAUGCCAUGAGAAUCAAGUGAAGAGCUACACCGCUGGGGCUUUGAGUUUUAAUCAGGACUAUAAGAUCUUCUCGAGCUGCAAAGGUAGGAGUAACGAGUACGGCAUCGGGGUUUGGGAUCAGAUAACCGGUAAGCAAACCGAUUUCUUCUACGAGAGUACCGGUUGGUCGCUUGGUGAUGCGGACAAGCUUCAGUGGCUCAACGGUUUGAACUGUCUUCUUGUGGCCACCUUGUUCCCGAGGAAAGACAACUGUUACAUCAGUCUGCUUGAUUUUCGGGACAAGAACAUGGUUUGGUCUUGGUCGGAUAUCGGGUCUCCCAUGGCGAUAGACGAGAAGAGGGUGAGGGAUGCGAUAGCUAUGGAAGAUAGCAGCUCGAUCUGCGUGGUGAAUGAGUUUGAGGAUUUGGGGUUUAUUGAUCUGAGGAUGUAUGGAGGAAGCGUGAGGUGGAGUUCGAGGAGCAGGUUGAUGAAAAGCAAGAUGCCUGACGAGCCUUGUUACCCGAAGCUGGCGUUGCAUGAAGGCCAGCUUUUCUCUUCGAUGAAUGAUUCUAUCUCUGUGUUUUGUGGACCGGAUUGGGUUUUGACUUCUAGGCUGAGGAGAAGUUAUGGUGGUUCGAUAUGUGAUUUCUCCAUUGGUGGGGAUCGGCUUUUCGCGUUGCAUAGCGAAGAGAAUGUGUUUGAUGUGUGGGAGACUCCGCCUUCUCCGAUCAUCUGAUUUGAUUCAUUAAUGCUCUGGUCUGUUAUUUUUUCAUGUUUGCUUGGUUUUGGUUUGUGUUUUUAUUACAGUUCUUAGAGAAGUAUUGAAAUGUAGCUAUAGACAAAGAAUACUACAGCCUUAGACUGAUCCUAGUUUUGUUCUAUACAAAAUAUAUUUUCUUGUGAGACCUUACGACUGUUCAAAAGAACAAACUAUACUGAUUUUAUCGA
This is a messenger RNA of Raphanus sativus (radish), 2073 nucleotides long. RefSeq names its product BTB/POZ domain-containing protein At2g24240. Lineage: Eukaryota; Viridiplantae; Streptophyta; Magnoliopsida; Brassicales; Brassicaceae. The coding region runs from base 527 to 1861 and encodes 444 amino acids. Gene Ontology annotation, molecular function: protein binding. The record is from RefSeq and is a predicted model, not a curated record. The transcript has a single exon. Gene Ontology annotation, biological process: protein homooligomerization.